GGCUUGUUUGACUGUAUUAUCGUUCUCUCUUCGACCUUUUCUUAGUUUCCAUUUUCUUCCUAUCUUUCCUUCUCUGCAAAACGCUUCACAGAUUUACAGAGAUAGACAGAGGAAAAAAAUAAAAUUAAAAAACCGAAAAUUAGAACGAAGCUUCUUUUUGAUUCAAGGGAAGGGGACUGGGAAGACCUUCAAUCUUCGAAACCCUAACCCUAGCUGCCAUAGUUGUUAAGCUUGUUUCUCUGCUCAUGUAGUUUUUUGUUCUGUUAUAAUCGGGAUCUCAUCUCUCAAUCGGUGAGAUUAUUGAUUCUUGUGUUUUAGAUAAUAGCAGAGAAGAAACGGAGAUGACCAGGAGGUGUUCGCAUUGCAGUCACAAUGGGCAUAAUUCAAGAACAUGCCCCAACAGAGGAGUCAAGCUCUUCGGUGUUCGUUUGACUGAUGGAUCGAUCAGGAAGAGUGCUAGUAUGGGAAAUUUAACGCACUAUACGGGAUCCAACGGCAAUAAUCAUCACAACAACGGGAACAAUCCUAGUUCGCCGGGGGAGACUCCGGAGCAUGGUGCCGCCGCUGAUGGUUACGCUUCUGAGGAUUUUGUAGCCGGUUCGUCUUCCUGCCGUGAACGGAAGAAAGGGGUGCCAUGGACCGAAGAGGAACACAGGAUGUUUCUACUUGGUCUUCAGAAGCUUGGUAAAGGGGAUUGGCGUGGAAUAGCACGCAACUAUGUAAUCUCAAGAACGCCCACUCAAGUGGCAAGCCAUGCGCAGAAAUAUUUUAUCCGGCAAUGCAAUAUGUCUAGGAGAAAAAGAAGAUCCAGCUUGUUUGAUAUAAUAGCUGAUGAAUCAGUCGACACUCUUCCAUCUGCAUCACAGGAACUGUUCCCCAUGAGCAAUUCUCAAGCUGAAAAGCAGAGCAACAACCCAUUGCCACCUCCUCCAGCUGUGGAAGAAGAAUGCGAGUCAAUGGACUCCACAAAUUCCAACGAUGGCGAAGCUACUGCCGUUCCGAACCCGGAGAGUUCACAAUGCAGUUACCCAGUAGUAUAUCCUGCAUAUUUCUCGCCGGUCUUCCCAUUUUCUUUCCCAUUUUGGCCGGGUUACAGUGCUGAGGGAACAACAAAAGAGACUCAUGAAGUUGUUAAGCCAACAGCAGUGCAUUCAAAGAAUCCAAUCAAUAUUGAUGAGCUGGUGGGAAUGUCGAAACUGAGUCUAGGAGAGUCCCUAGGCAACUCCGGACCCUCAUCCCUCUCACUAAAAUUGCUUGAUGGGUCUACUAGGCAAUCUGCUUUCCAUCCUAAGCCCACCACAGGUCAGUCCGACAUGGACACAAGCAGCAAUCCGAUUCAUGCAGUCUAAUCCGCAGUGAAUGGCUGGGCCUGUGAAAUGUAGUUAGUUCAGUACUGAAAUAUGCUCUGCAGAUCCUCUGUUUAUACAAAGAACAAUAAUGUGCAGAUCUGGUUUGAAUGCUUCAGUUAACAUUUUUUUUCCUAUGGAGUUCAUUCAAAUAAUACUGAUUCUUAGAAGAUGUUCAUUAA
Messenger RNA from Macadamia integrifolia, 1528 nucleotides. Its product is annotated as transcription factor MYBS3. NCBI's taxonomy places the organism in Eukaryota, Viridiplantae, Streptophyta, Magnoliopsida, Proteales, Proteaceae. Gene Ontology annotation, biological process: response to gibberellin; response to ethylene; response to auxin. Gene Ontology annotation, molecular function: DNA binding. The record is from RefSeq and is a predicted model, not a curated record. The transcript is spliced from 3 exons. Bases 342 to 1349 code for a protein of 335 amino acids.